Molecule: messenger RNA, 1115 nt
Organism: Diuraphis noxia (Russian wheat aphid)
Lineage: Eukaryota; Metazoa; Arthropoda; Insecta; Hemiptera; Aphididae
Product: glycine receptor subunit alpha-2-like
Biological process (GO): monoatomic ion transmembrane transport
Cellular component (GO): membrane
Molecular function (GO): extracellular ligand-gated monoatomic ion channel activity; transmembrane signaling receptor activity
Source: RefSeq, a predicted model, not a curated record
GAAAAAAGAACAGUAUACUUUAACCCUCAGUGCCCGCUGUAUGUUAUGUAACUACUCAAUGUGUAAGCUAUAUUAUGUAUGCGUUAUGAUUGUUGUUUGGCGUCGAACGAGUCAAAACAUAUUCCGCCAUUCAAAAUGAUAUGGCGAUUCUAAUGACAAAUUUGUUUUUUCUGUACGGGAUUUAUGUUCUUCUUAUUAUCGGUCAGACCGCAUUGAGUUCACAUGAUCAGAGUGAUAUCGCUGAGAGUGACAAUGUCGUCUUCGAAACCAGCUUGUCACUCACUGACAUACUACCGAUCAAUCCAAAGAACUACGACAAAAACCGUGCGCCAAAAGUACAAGGGCAACCGACUAUUGUAUACUUCCACGUCACCGUUCUGUCUUUGGAUUCCAUUAACGAAGAAUCCAUGGUAAACCUAAAUAUAAACGUUACACGACUAACGCUACAACGUUUACUAUUGACGUUGGUAUUAUCGUGUGCAAUGAAAUUUGAAUCGUAUCCACAUGACACACAGAUAUGUUCUAUGAUGAUCGAAAGUCUGUCUCACACAACUCACGAUUUGGUUUUUAUAUGGAAUAUGACAGAUCCAUUGGUGGUAAAUCCAGAUAUCGAGUUGCCUCAACUCGAUAUAUCAAACAAUAUAACUACCGAUUGCACAAUAGAAUACUCAACAGGGAAUUUCACAUGUUUGGCCGUGAUGUUCAAUUUACGAAGACGAUUAGGGUACCAUUUAUUCCACACGUACAUUCCAUCGGCGCUCAUCGUUGUCAUGUCGUGGAUUUCGUUUUGGAUAAAACCCGAGGCCAUACCAGCUAGAGUGACGUUGGGUGUGACUUCUCUAUUGACACUUGCCACUCAAAACACUCAGUCACAACAGUCUCUGCCACCUGUAUCAUACGUAAAAGCUAUCGACAUAUGGAUGUCUUCGUGUUCGAUUUUCGUUUUUCUGUCCUUAAUGGAAUUCGCCGUCGUGAAUAACUACAUGGGACCGGUGGCGACCAAAGUGAUGAAAGGAUACUCAGAAGAAGACAUCCGAGGAGGCGACGAUUUCAAGGUAUAUACACCAAUGCUCAAAAUGGACUGGAACGCAACGGAACGGCGUUCUGGUUCGUAA